UUCCGCCAUUUUUGAAAGGUCCCGGGACUUUCCUGGCCGUGGAGAUGGCAGCCUUCGCCAUGGAGCCGCAGGCGCUUACGUUGGGAACUGAACCAAUGUUGCUAGGCUCACCCUCAUCUCCAAAGUCUGGAGUUAAUGCUCAGUUCUUGCCUGGAUUUCUAAUGGGAGAUUUGCCAGCUCCAGUCACUCCACAGCCUCGACCAAUUAGUGGCUCUUCAGUGGGAGUAAUGGAGAUGAGAUCGCCUUUACUUGCAGGUGCAUCCCCACCACAACCAGUUGUACCAGCGCAUAAAGAUAAAAGUGGAGCCCCACCAGUCAGAAGUAUUUAUGAUGACAUUUCUAGCCCAGGACUUGGAUCAACACCAUUAACGUCAAGAAGACAGCCUAAUAUUUCAGUAAUGCAGAGUCCUCUUGUUGGAGUUACGACAACUACGCCUGGGACAGGACAAAGUAUAUUUAGUCCGGCUAAUAUUGGUCAGCCACGAAAGACGACGCUAUCUCCUGCCCAACUGGAUCCUUUUUAUACUCAAGGAGAUGCUCUGACUUCAGAAGAUCACCUGGAUGACACUUGGGUCACUGUGUUUGGGUUUCCUCAGGCAUCUGCUUCGUAUAUAUUACUGCAAUUUGCACAAUAUGGGAAUAUCUUAAAACAUGUGAUGUCGAACACAGGGAAUUGGAUGCAUAUUCGUUAUCAAUCUAAGUUGCAGGCCCGUAAAGCUUUAAGUAAAGAUGGGAGGAUUUUUGGAGAGUCCAUUAUGAUUGGUGUAAAACCAUGUAUAGACAAAAGUGUUAUGGAAAAUGGUGACCAGUGUACUCUGUCAUCUCCAUCUCUACCCUUUACACCACCAAUAAAAACCUUAGGCACCCCAACUCAGUGUGGAAGCACUCCCAGGAUCACCACCAUGCGGCCUCUUGCUACAGCAUACAAAGCUUCUACUAGUGACUAUCAGGUUGUUUCUGACAGACAGACGCCCAAAAAAGAUGAAAGUCUCGUAUCCAAAGCAAUGGAGUACAUGUUUGGCUGGUAGCAAAGUAGGCCCUAAGAUGUUAGCUUCAAGGGAGGAGACUGCUACAAAAAGACUGUUAGCAGAGUGCUGCUGGUGUCCUUCGGUUAGUUCUAUAACCACUUUUGGCAAUAUUGGAUAACUAUCUCAUACUUCCUUUUAUUCUUUAAGGAUAUAGCCUAUUUGUAGCUCACACUUUUAAAAGAUGCUUAAGAUCCCCUUUAAAGAAUAAAAACAUCCCUGUAAAUAGGAUUUUGUGCUUUCUGUUUAUAGUGCAUGCAUUAAGGACAAAACACUCAGAAUUGAUUACUUGAAAUUAUGUAAUUGAGUUUGUGGUGAGAAUUUGUGGUCUUCAUGGGUUAUUGGUUUGAAUUUCCUGAAGGUUACCUACACCGCUACUUCUAAAAGGCACAAAGAUUAACAAACUGAAUUAUGGUUUUUAAAUUUAUAGAUAGUAUUUAAUAUUUUAAUUAUUCUUGUUUAUAUGUACUAUCA
Molecule: messenger RNA, 1499 nt
Organism: Suncus etruscus (white-toothed pygmy shrew)
Lineage: Eukaryota; Metazoa; Chordata; Mammalia; Eulipotyphla; Soricidae
Gene: NUP35
Product: nucleoporin 35
Exons: 9
Coding region: 45-1028 (327 amino acids)
Biological process (GO): NLS-bearing protein import into nucleus; nuclear pore organization; regulation of DNA-templated transcription
Cellular component (GO): nuclear membrane; nuclear pore central transport channel; nuclear pore nuclear basket
Molecular function (GO): single-stranded DNA binding; phospholipid binding; structural constituent of nuclear pore
Source: RefSeq, a predicted model, not a curated record